This is a messenger RNA of Ambispora leptoticha, 1185 nucleotides long. The record is from the annotation of a GenBank genome assembly. Lineage: Eukaryota; Fungi; Glomeromycota; Glomeromycetes; Archaeosporales; Ambisporaceae.
AUGGAUUUUAGCACAAUCUAUCAGUUUGUAUUAACAACUGAAACGAUGGGCAACAAAUCCAUAUAUAGUCCCUUAUUGACGACUGCUUCGGAAACUUACUGGCAAUUACGCUUUGAUCCUGAUAUGGAUAAUAACAUCAUCGUGAAUUACUUAACGACCGCAUUUGGAUACGACAGUGAUAGUUUGGGCGUACGAAAUUUUUAUGCAAGAAUCAGUCUUCCAUUCAAAUUUGUAAUUGGAGUUGAAUUCAAUGUGGACAUAUCUGGCGAAAAGAUCACAUCUAUUCCAAUUGAUUAUUCACAAAAUCUAAAGAAAGCUUGGAUGAAUGAUCUAAACAAUCCCAGCACAUCCGACGUAAAAUUCACGUUUGAAAACGAGAAUAUUUUUGCAAGCAGCAAAAUAUUAGCAUCGCAUUCCAAAUAUUUUGAGUCAAUGUUCAGCGAAAAUUGUUUUGAAACAGAAAAUUCGGUAUUAAAAUUUAGAGAAGUUAACGUGUUAGAAGAAUUUUUUCAAAAUUUAUUAAAAAAACCAGCAAAAGCUUCGAAAAUGAUGCAAGUUAAUAAAUGUUUAGAACCAAAACUAAAUAUCAAGGAAAAGCUCAACGAGAAAGAUAUGCAAGAAGAAAAUAAAUGUUUAGAACCAAAACUAAAUAUCAAGGAAAAGCUCGAGGAGAAAUAUAUGCAAGAAGAUAAUAACUGUUUAGAGCCAAAUUUAAAGUUGAUAAAAACCAAGGAAAAGAUCAACGUAUUCGAUUACGAAGUUGGAAUUUAUAAAACUGAUUACGAAGUUGAAAUUUAUAAAACUGAUCCAGCACUAUUUUUGCAAAUGCUCGUUUUUCUUUAUACCGGCGAAAUCAUUUAUAAAAAUGAUGAUAAAACCACAACGUACGAAAAUGCUCUUGAUCUAUACGGAAUAGCAAAUAAAUACUCACUGAAUGAACUUAAAAUGAAAACUAAAGAAUUUAUCCUCGCUUCUUUGACCCUCGAAAAUUCCGCUAAGAUUCUUUUUAAAUCCGCUUACAAGUGGCCUGAACUCAGAAAAGAAGUAAAGGAAUUUGUUGUUGAGAACUUUUCUGAAGUAUCUAAAACUGCUGGAUAUGAGCAAAUAAUCAAGAACCAAGAAGAAUAUGCGGCAUUUUUCGAAAUUAAUACAGAAAUUCUUUUAAGCAUUUAUAAAAAAGAAUAA